AUGGGGCGAGAGGAUGCUAUUCUCCUUUUCCUGUCCAUCGCACUCCCCGCCCUCGUGGGCCUCCAUCUGUUCGUCGCUCCCUACACCAAGGUAGAGGAGUCUUUCCAUAUCCAAGCCGUUCAUGAUCUUCUCGUCUUGGAGAUUCCGACUCGUAAUGUCUCCGAUGUCCUUCGUGCGGAGUAUGAUCAUUUCUCGUUUCCAGGAGCUGUGCCUCGAACGUUUGUCGGUGCGGUUCUGUUGUCCGGAAUGGCGCGUCCGUUCCUCUGGGUGAAGGAGAGCAUCGAUGGACAAAUCUUAGUGCGAGGUAUCCUCGGCGUGCUCAAUGCCCUGUCCCUGCUAUGGUUCGCCUCCGGAAUGCGACGAACCUUCGGCAAGACCACGGCUAUGUGGUAUCUCCUCUUCCAGACCAGUCAAUUCCAUAUCAUCUACUAUGCCUCACGGACCCUGUCGAACAUGUUCGCCUUUUGUCUGUCCACCCUGGCGCUGCGCUUUCUUCUCCCCGAUCCGGUAGCCUCCGACGUAUACCGCAGACGAUGUCGACUGGCGCUGUUCCUGCUGACCAUGGCGGGGAUUAUCUUCCGCUCGGAGCUGGCGCUACUACUCGGCACAAACACCAUCUUCCUCUUCCUUACAGGACGCAUCAGCAUCAGACAAGACAUCAUCCCCGCGGGGGCGCUCGGUCUCGUCCUCGGACUGGCCCUCACCGUCUCGGUGGACUCGUUCUUCUGGCAGCAAUUCCCGCUAUGGCCGGAACUCGCCGCGUUCAAAUUCAACGUCGUCUCCGGCCAUGCGUCGGCCUGGGGUACUCACUCCUGGCACUUCUACUUCACUAACGCUCUUCCGCGUCUUCUCCUCAAUCCACUCAGCUACCUUGUCGGGGUUCCGUUGGCAGUAUUACAGCACUCGACGCGCUCCGCCGCCAUCUAUCUCCUCAUGCCCGCCCUGGCCUUCAUCGCCAUCUACAGUCUGCAACCGCACAAGGAAUGGCGAUUCAUCGUCUACACCGUACCAACGUUCACGGCGACGUCUUCCCUGGGAGCGUCUUACCUCUGGACCCACCGGAGUAAAUCCCUCUUCUACUGUCUUCUCUCCCUCGCCCUGAUCGUAUCGACUUUCAUCUCCUUCCUCUGCGCGAAUCUCGUCCUCCUCCCCGCUUCUUCGGCUAAUUACCCUGGCGCUCAAGCCUUACACACUCUCCACCGCGUCGCGGACUCUACCCAACCAGUCAUCUCCGUCCAUCUAGGCAACCUCGCCUGCCAAACAGGCAUCACGCGGUUCCAACAGAUACCUGCUCCCACUUCCAGCCAAGACCAAGGCCAGCAAUCCACAUGGCACUACGAUAAAACUGAGAACGAGACUGAAAAGACAUCAUCGACAUUCUGGUCCCGGUUCGAUUACGUCCUCAUCGAGCCGGGAGAGGAAACGAGUCUGCGGUCUGUGUACCCGUCCUGGGAGGAGGCCGCGAUCAUCGACGGGUUCGCGGGAGUGCGACUCGUUCGGCCGGGGGAUGUAGCUGUCGGCGUUGUGGAGGAGAGAUUCUUCCGGUCGGUGCUGGGAGAGCAGGCGGUGGGGGUGUGGAAUGCCAUGAGGGAUUAUCUUCGGGGGUUAAUGCGUGGUUGGUGGGUGGAGUGA
Aspergillus tanneri is the source of this 1632-nucleotide messenger RNA. It is a transcript of the gene ALG12, whose product is annotated as dolichyl-P-Man:Man(7)GlcNAc(2)-PP-dolichol alpha-1,6-mannosyltransferase. The transcript has 4 exons. The coding region runs from base 1 to 1632 and encodes 543 amino acids. Gene Ontology annotation, biological process: protein N-linked glycosylation. NCBI's taxonomy places the organism in Eukaryota, Fungi, Ascomycota, Eurotiomycetes, Eurotiales, Aspergillaceae. The record is from RefSeq and is a predicted model, not a curated record. Gene Ontology annotation, molecular function: alpha-1,6-mannosyltransferase activity. Gene Ontology annotation, cellular component: endoplasmic reticulum membrane.